AUGAGUGCAGGGAAUACAGAGCGGCGACGGCGCAUCCGUGAACAGCUGCGCGAGUUCUAUGGCGAUCCCACGGCAAGCCGCGAACGGCAUCCCGUGGACAGCGGCAAGUCAGCAAUCCCGCCGGAGAUGGACCUUGACUCGGAGUUUUUCAAUGUCAGUAAGUACGUCACAGAUCUCUUGCGCCGUGAGAGUCUGAAAGAACUCGUUGAGACAGACACGCAGCUUCUCCGCAAUGUUCGCCAGCUCGAUGGAGAACUGCAGGAACUGGUUUACCGGAACUAUGCCAAGUUUAUCUCCGCGACGGACACAAUUCGUGAAAUGCGAGAUAACAUCACGGAGAUGGACGCUAAGUUGCAGGCACUCUCCAGCAAUGUUGAAAAUAUCGAUAAGGUAUCAAAGAGCAUCACGGAAAAGCUGCAGUCACAUCGGAGUCGAAUUGAAGAAAUGGUUUUAAACAACCGCAUGCUACGAAAGGUGCAGUUUCUUGUAGAGCUUGCAGACACGAUGCGUCGACUUAUUGAGCGCCAGGAGUACAGUGCGUGUGUGAGGUAUUGGAUAGUUGGCGACAAUUUCCUUGCGAAGCACAUGAAUCUAUCGAGAAUCACGAAAAUUCGUGCCGACUGCAUGGUGUUGGCGGAGCAGCUGUACAAAAAACUGCAGGAGACCGUCGUGACCACCUCACUGGACGACCCGGAGGCGAUGGAUGUCAUCCGUUGUGUCGUGGAGGACAUGCGUCUGAUGCGGGCCACCUCGCUCUUUGCGAAUGGGGCGGUUAAGGGGACGUCCACGACGGCAGUCGCAGACUGCAGCAGCCCCGCGUCCUUUGAGACGGAGAUUUUGAAUACGUUAAUGAAGAACGUCAGUGGUGGUUUUGCGGACGGCAUUCAAAGCGUCAACGGUGCCAUCCGAGCAGCUCUUGCUGUUCCAGAUUUUGCCUCAAUGGAUCGCACGCGUUGGGCAGAGGUCAUGGAAAACGCCCGUCUGCAGGAGGCAUUGGCGCAGCUGAAGAGUCUCUGCGCCCUCUUCCACUCCAAUAGUGAGCGUGUAUACACUUUGUUUCAUCGCGAGGGUGACGCCACGGUCUCGUUACGAAUUGUAGAAGAAGUGCAGCCGGUCCUUAUCGAUAUCAUGUCGCCCAUCACGGCUCAAUUCAGUGAAAUGCUCAUCGCCGUGAUUGACGCAUUCUGCUCGGACGGUGAGGGGGCGUUGGCGAAUCCAUCCACCGUUAAAAGUGGGCUUAGUGCGAUGUUUACCACCCUGGCGAAACGCCUCAAGUAUUACUCGGGGACACUGAAAACAUUAGGUGUCAACUACCUCGACAAUGCGCACAGUCAACAAAGUCGGCAAUACGCAGCACUCGUGGAUCAGUCCGUGCUGGAAAUCUUUCAACGCUUUUUGGGGGCGUUGGAGGCGAAACUCACGGAAGGAAUAAACGUCCCCGACACCAUCCGUUCGAACGUCACUGCCAAGGAUCCGGCCUACCAAAAACCGCUCCAGUUUUGCAUGACACGCUUUCUUUUUGCUCACGCUGCCAGUGCCGCUGACUUGGAUGGACUCACCUCCCUCAUAGAAACCGAGACUCUCAAGCAGACGGAUGUGGCAGGGCUGCAGAGGCAGUGCAGUUGUGUCAUGCGGGCUUUUUUGCAUCGCGGUAUUGUGCUUCUUGGCCAGUUGCACCUCCAGUGGGUUGCCGCGGCAUCUUGUCCGGCGGAUGCGGUUGACCCCACAUCGACUGCCGCGGUGAAUUUUGGUGUUUCGCGCUCCCUGUAUGAGUUUGUGGGGCAGUUGGGUAACAUCUACACUCUGCUGCGGAGGGGUAUUCUCUUCGUUAACGCCGCUGCGGGGGAAGCGGUGAAAGAGCGGCGUAGCGUGGACGGUGCGACUGGUAGCUCGAGACUUUACAUGAGCACAGGCAGUGGACGUAGCAGUGGAAUGGCUGCCUCACGAAAGUUGGUGGUGACAUUUGCGCGGCAAACGGAUAAUGCCUUGCAACUUAGUGUGGAUCGCAUCUUUUCGAAGGAAUCUCAGAGAAACGCGGAGUUACGGACAUUUCCACGAGAAAUUCGCCCUUCCUCCAUUGUGGCCGCUGUGACUGUGUAUGUUCUCAAGGGCAUGAUUGAAUACGUGAGGAAACAAACCUUCACACGUACCGGCUUUCAAUGCGUUCAAAUCACCUGCACAUUUCUCCUUCAUGCCCUGACGCCUUUCGUGCCGCCCGCCUCACCCGGCGCGACCACCGCAGGGAGUGACAAGUGUGCUUCGCCAUUAUCGGGGGAGUGGCUGUGCGAAUGCAAAGAUGACAGCAUGAUGAAAAGUGUACCGCAGCUUCUUAAUGAGUGCUGCACAUGUGCAUAUGAGCGUUGUAGAGAAAAAGCUCCACUGACGUCUGUGGUUGUGGAUAAACUAGUGAAAUCUGCUAUUGAGAACAUGCGGGGGCCGUCCCCGCCUCCCUGA
This is a messenger RNA of Trypanosoma cruzi, 2454 nucleotides long. RefSeq lists its product as uncharacterized. The coding region runs from base 1 to 2454 and encodes 817 amino acids. The transcript has a single exon. Gene Ontology annotation, cellular component: membrane; EARP complex; GARP complex. Lineage: Eukaryota; Euglenozoa; Kinetoplastea; Trypanosomatida; Trypanosomatidae. The record is from RefSeq and is a predicted model, not a curated record. Gene Ontology annotation, biological process: endocytic recycling; Golgi vesicle transport; retrograde transport, endosome to Golgi.